GCUCAGCAUCGUGCAACAGUAGUCAGAGCCAGUAUACAGUGUGCACUUCUAGUACAGCAACCAGAUGUUUCUGCUGUUUUUUGUGAAGACAAAGAAAAAAAUAUUUCCGGAUCUGUAGGGUGCAUGCAAAGCCUAGUUCAGAAUCGUUAGCGUUUCAACAGUAUCUAUGAUCCGCAUGUCGUAGUCGCAGGCGCAGCAAACCAUCUGCAGCAAGAACAGAUGUCUCUACCUUGAUGUCCUCACAAUCAACCUCUGCAUCAUCUUCAAUAUCUAUGUCCUGUUCUACUAAAACAUUCCAGGUCAGGCUAUCACAUCUAGUUCCAUCGACAAUUACUACGACAUCCAGAAGAGUAAGUACUAGUACCUCUCAUUCUGUAAAAAUACACAUAUUACAAGAUCGGUUGGAAUAGAAACGAAAUUAAUAGAGUUGUUGUCCACCAAGAACAACACCACCACACCACGCCGACAAAAUGAAGUUCCAAUUGAGUGUUUUGUCCUCCACCAGUGCUGCGGUGGCCUAUGCCGCUGUUAUGGCAGCGCCUCCGUCUGAAGAGGGGUUCCUGAGCUCCUCUGGGCCAACGGCUGCGCUACUUGGCGACACGAACAUCCAGGAACAAGAUCUUUCAGGAACAAAUACUGCUGCUACCGUUCAGGAAGAUGAACAAGACCGUGCUGUAGCAGCUGGCGCUGAGGGAGAAAUUGAAGAUCAGGUCUGUCCACCUGCAUCCUUCGACUCCAUCUCGAAGGAAAAAUUGGAAGAGCAAGGUGGUCUUCGGACCUACAUCAGCGAUCGUUGGUUCAUCCAGGAACAAAUGCCAGUGGCCUACCUGGGAGAAGAAAAGAACUUCUGCGUCAGUGCCAACUACACUUUGAAGUUAAGGCUGUUGAAGCUGAUUCAUCUAAUGCUGAUACAUAGGGAUAGGCUGGUUCUAACGCCGUAUUAAGCCGUGCUAGUAGUUUUAAUGCCGUCAUAAGCAGCGACUCAGUUCCAAUGCUGGUAAGCUAGUUCUAUUGCUGAUAAGCAGUGGGUUAGUUCUAGUGUUGCACUAAGCUAGUAAAAAGAAGAAGUUGAUAGAAUAUUUUUAGCUGUUUUCUAAUUGCUCGUUCUGUAGUUGGUGAUUGAAGCUCUUUCUAACGCUCGUUGUGUAGUCUUGUUCCAUCUUCAUGUCAUUUGAUGUCCUCCUCUUCUAUACGUUAUUACUACAUUAUUGACAAGAACGAUGUCUCACAACCGUAAAUUCUCUAUAGACCUACCCUCUAGUUGUACCCUCUAGUUGUACCCGCUAGUUGUAAACCUAAUCUAGUACUCUCCAGCACACGUACUUACUUGAUUCUGAUUGGGCAGAGAACUAGAAGACCUUCUUUCUCCCCUCUAACAACGGAACCGCGUCGUCUCCGUGACCCGUUUUCUUGGUUCAAAUGGGGAUACGAGAUCGGAGUCUCGAACUAUGCUGAAACUGCCGAUCAAACGCCCAGUGGCGGACCACUGUGCGCCAAGUACGUUGAUGAGGACACUGGCAAAUUGAAGGUCGCGCCAUGCUUUCUCCCCCCGAUUGCUGCCGGUGCCUACUGGGUGCUCGAUUACGAUGAAGAGGUGGGCUAUGCUCUCGUCAGCGGUGGACCUCCCAAGGAUAAGAGCAAUGGAAAAUGCAAAACGAAGAAUGCCGUUUUCAACUCUGGCUUGUGGAUCUUCACACGCUGUCCGAAUGCUGAUCAAGAAGUGAUCGACCAAGCUCGCAACAAAGCGGAAGAAUUGGGCUUUGAUUUGAGCGUGCUCAAGCCGGUCCUGCACCACAAAGAGUGCCGCUACGGACUCAACGAGGACGAAUUCAGUGGCUUGCAAGCCCGCUUGAAGCAGCGUCAGUGUGCAGUUGUGACGAAGGAGCUGAAGCCUGCGAGUGAAGGUGAGCAUGAGUCAGGCUCCGAAGCUGGUGCGGCUGUGGAAACCGCUGCUGGUGAGGAUGUAGCAGCAUCUGGUCAGCCGACUGGCGCUGAGAAUUCAGAAGCGCCAGAGGCUGCACCUGUGACGACUACUCCAGUGAAUGAUCAGGAAUAGAAGUGGAACUUGACGUAGGAGGUAGAAAAAGGUUGAAAUGGAAGUGUGUCUAAACAGAUAACACCGUUUUUGUCGUUAGGCGUAAGUCAAAGCAGGUGAUCUGGUAAACACAGCAAAUUAUGAUCGUGACGUGAUUGCAGUUGCCAACAUGUUGAUGAGAGGCUUCGAACUUUGUAGUUACAUAAUAAGGCAAGAAGAUCUCCAUAUUAGAAAGUUGUAGUAAUACAGAUAGCAUGAGUCGUCCUUUGUUUGUUUACGGCUCGGAAAAAGUACAUGAUCAUUCACAUUCAAUCUUCGGGAUUACAGCUACCUAGCUCUACAAAUUUGACAAGCCAGUUCUAGGGAAAAAGUACUAAAUCAGCUUCUGACGUAUAAUACUAGUUUUUUCGAAGUUUUGUGAUGCGAAGCGCUUGCCUUCGUCAUAAAACACGACAUAACACAGAUCAUCCUCACAAAGCCGAUUUGUCACUCUAGGAACUGGGGAGACAAGUAGAAUGAGAAGUUGUCAAUUCCUUGUUGUAGAUAGAAAACUGUCAAUUUUGUAAGUGCGCGUAGAUGUGAGAAGGGUGGACAUAGACAUGGAUCUAGAAGCUAGGAAGAUAGGAGUGUGGAUGUCGUCCUCGUCUUGGCUUGGUUGUCGCAGUCAGGCUAGGUAAGACAUCCUGAAAAUCAUGUGGUCGCUUUUUGCUGCUAAUUUUUCCUUGACAGCAUUUGGCGGAAAAUAUGAAGAUCAAAGACCAUUCAUGCAUGAACGAUGGUGAUUGCUUGAUUACGCGGUCGUGAGCAACAGCACCUUGUUUCAACAUGAAGAACUUUUGGAGGACAGACAUAAUGUUGAGGAUUGUGGACCUACUUUGAACACACACGACGUUGUUGGCAUUGUACCCGGAGAUAGUAGCGGCACUCGACAGAGGAAAUUAACCGGCACAAGCACGCGAGUCCCGCAAACUAUUGCUGCAGGAUGGUUUCACUAUGCAAUGAAGAAGAUCCGAAUUUUUUCUGUUGCUGAAAGGAUUUAGUGAGCAUGGG
This is a messenger RNA of Amoebophrya sp. A25, 3085 nucleotides long. The record is from the annotation of a GenBank genome assembly. Lineage: Eukaryota; Dinophyceae; Syndiniales; Amoebophryaceae.